UGUGAACUGUGCUGGGGCUCGGGGCCAGAACCGUGGAGGCCCCCGAUCCGAGAUGCUGCUCCUGCUGAUGGUCCUGGAAGCCCUGUGGGCAGGAGGCAACACCUUUGAGACCCACAUCAUUGGGGGUCGAAACGCUGUCCCCCACUCACGCCCAUACAUGGUCUCGCUGCAGAAGUCUGGCUGCCACCAAUGUGGCGGGGUGCUCCUGAACCAAAAUUGGGUGUUGACAGCUGCCCACUGCCUGACCCAGCCGACGCAGCAGCUGAGGCUUGUGCUGGGACUCCAUGUGCUGGGAGAGCCCAGUCCUACCUACCGCAUCAAGAAGGUGGUCCUGCACCCCAAACACAAGCCAGUCCCUCAUCUGGAGAAUGACCUCGCGCUGCUAAAGCUGGAUGGGAAGGUGAAGCACAGCAAGACCAUUCAGCCCCUGGCCUUGCCCCGAGGGCGCCAGGAGGUGGCCGCAGGCACCCGUUGCAGCGUGGCCGGCUGGGGCCUGACCCACCAGCCUGGGCAGUUGGCCAAGGUGCUGCAGGAGCUGGAUCUGCGUGUGCUGGACACCAGGAUGUGCAACAACAGUCGGUUCUGGAACGGCACCAUCAGCCCCCACAUGAUCUGCCUGGCAGCUGACUCCAAGAGCCAGGCCCCCUGCAAGGGGGACUCAGGCGGGCCUGUGGUGUGCAGAAGAGGCCAAGUGGCCGGAAUCCUGUCCUUCAGCUCCAUGGAAUGCACUGACAUCUUCAAACCCCCCGUGGCUGUCGCCGUGGCCCCCUACAUGCCCUGGAUCAAGAAGGUCCUCCGCCACUAACGGCCCACCUCCCUCACCUUGACCCUCCAGAGGUGGCCCUGAUUCCGUGUUCCAAGGAGCAUCCUGCAGCAGGGCAGCCAGGGGCCCAGAUGUAUCAGGGGACCAAUAAACCGUAAUAAUAAAACUGCUUGAGCCUCCUGCGGGCUGA
This is a messenger RNA of Dama dama (fallow deer), 953 nucleotides long. It is a transcript of the gene GZMM, whose product is annotated as granzyme M. The transcript is spliced from 5 exons. NCBI's taxonomy places the organism in Eukaryota, Metazoa, Chordata, Mammalia, Artiodactyla, Cervidae. Gene Ontology annotation, biological process: proteolysis. The record is from RefSeq and is a predicted model, not a curated record. Gene Ontology annotation, molecular function: serine-type endopeptidase activity. Bases 53 to 805 code for a protein of 250 amino acids.